Molecule: messenger RNA, 2742 nt
Organism: Amphiprion ocellaris (clown anemonefish)
Lineage: Eukaryota; Metazoa; Chordata; Actinopteri; Pomacentridae
Gene: neu1
Product: neuraminidase 1
Exons: 6
Coding region: 139-1296 (385 amino acids)
Biological process (GO): ganglioside catabolic process; oligosaccharide catabolic process
Cellular component (GO): cytoplasm; membrane; lysosome
Molecular function (GO): exo-alpha-sialidase activity
Source: RefSeq, a predicted model, not a curated record
CGUCACUGUUUCGGUUCUCAGAGAUGAGGAGGAGCUGAAGGCAGCAGUUUUUCGGGUGUUUCUCGGCUUGUCGGAGUGUUUGUGGACUUGUUUCUCCUCGGCUGUGUCUGUGGAUGUGUCGGAGCGAAGUUUUCUAACAUGGAGGCGGAGAAGAAGCUGCUGCUGGCCGGGCUGUGCUUCCUGCUGUCCGCCGCCUCUCCCGGUGCUUCUUCCGCCCAGAUCGACCCUCUGGUGUACGAGGAGCAGCUGCUGUGGGUCAGCGGAUCUCAGGGCAACAUCAACACCUACAGGAUCCCGCUGAUCACCUUCACCCCCAAGGGAAGCCUGCUGGCCUUCUCCGAAGCCAGGAAGUCGUCGUCCAGCGACAUCGGAGCAAAGUUCUUUGCAAUGAGGCGAUCCACAGACAAAGGAGCCACCUGGUCCCCGACUGUCUUCUUCCUGGACGACGACACGGCGCCGGAUGGCAAUAACCUGGGCUCAGUGGUGGUGGACGAGGAGACGGGGUCGGUGAUUCUGAUCUACACCAUCUGCUUCCACCUUUACCACUGCGGCACGUCCAGCACCAUGAUGGUGGAGAGUCGGGACGACGGCCUCAGCUGGAGCCCACCCAGAAACCUCUCGGUCCAGCUCGGGGUCAAGAACUUCGCUCCUGGGCCAGGCACUGGCCUCCAGAAGCGCUACAAUCCAGCAAAAGGACGGCUGGUGGUUUGUGGUCACGGCACGCUGGAAGGUGAUGGAGUUUUCUGCAUCCUGAGCGAUGACCACGGACGUAACUGGUACAACGGCGCAGCCCUGAAAAGCAUCCCGUACAACCAGCCGAAGAAACCUCUGGACUUCAAUCCCGAUGAAUGCCAGCCAUUCGAGAUGAAGGACGGCAGCAUCGUGAUCAACGUGAGGAACCAGAACAACUACCACUGUCGGUGUCGCGUUGUGUUGCGCAGCCGUGACGGGGGAUUGUCUCUGCCCAUAGACGAUCUGUACUUUGACAACACACUGGUGGAUCCUGCAGUGGCAGCUGGAGCUAUGCAAAAGGAAGGAGUGCUGUACUUCACAAAUCCAGCCAAUGAACAACACAGAGUGAACCUCACCUUACGCUGGUCGCUGACAAACGGAACUUCAUGGGAGAAGAAUGCGAUCCAGAUUUGGGCGGGGCCAAGCGGCUACUCGUCCAUGACGACGCUGGACAGCGGCUCUGUAGAGGACCGAAAGUACAUCUUUGUCCUCUACGAAAAAGGCCACAAGGACUAUGAUGAGACCAUUUCAUUCGUCAAAAUUCACCUGUAUGGUGGCCAGUAGAGGACAAGCGAGGAGGUAAGAGGAAGGUGCUUCAGAGUGAAAAGCAAAGCGUUCAAAAUACAAUUAUUUAAUGGGAGCACCGCUUUUGUUUUGAUUUCAUCUUUUGAUUGUGAACCAGGUUUAAAACCUGAAGGGGAAACAGGAAGAAGUGGUUUCCUCCAAAGACUUUCUCAGGAAAAAAAAGAAGACUUUUUGAACUCACUUCAUGAUAUUGAAUAACAGGGAAAAAUGAGGCUUGGCACCAUGAAUGUCCAGCAGUUUGACCUGUGAUGAAGCUUUCUAAAGUUAAGUUUUUCUGAUUUUAUCUUUCGGUUCACCAAAAAUCCCACUUUUAUUAAGUGUCUGUUUUGCAAACAGGCACAAAAUUUAGUAUUCUUGGUCUAAGGCGGAAACAUGACAAAGCAUAUUAUACUAAAGAAAAUAAAUAUUACUUUAUUAUUAAUAUUUUAAGGAUCGUAUCCUGUCACAUGAGUAUUAACUGUUUUAAAAUUAAAGGUUUCAAUUUAAAGUUUUAAACAUGAGUGAUAUCUUUAAGGUUUCAUGAAGUUAAAAAAAAAAAUUAAUGCACAUUAAUUAGCACCUUUAGCAUAGAUUCACUCAGCAACCGUUAUUUAUACUGAAGUGGACCUACUUUAAAAUCAGGCGUGGGUCUGUACUUUUAAUUAUAAUGAGGAGUGUUUUUGCCUUUAUGUAUUCAUGCCAACUGAAAUCAUUUCUGCCUUUGAAAAACAACAGAAAUUGUAAAAAAAAAAAAAAAAAUAAAAAGUUAAUGGCCUUUUUUAUGAUGAUGUACUUGAAUAUCUUGUUGAGUUUGAGUGGUUUUAGGAAAACAGCGGUAAUAAUUAUCUUAAUUACAUGCGUGUGACUGAUUGAUUGUGAAGUGAGUGAAGAGGCUUUUUACUUGUGUAGAAUUUAUCUUAGUAUUUUCUGAUCAGCGUGCAGCAGGAUCUCUGCUGUCUGUGGAAUAAAUAAAUGAUUCCUAACUGCUUUUACUUGUGUUUCUUUGUCAGAUGCUUCAGGCAAAGAAAUCUCACCAUUCUCCUGCACAGUAACUGAUUUUUCUUUAUUUCUUUUAAAACACGCAGUUAAAACUUUCAUUGUCUGUUCAUGUGAUGGGAGAGAACAUUGUUUUAUGUCUGUGAUAACAAAAUAAGGCAAAGUCUUGGAAAGGAUCUUCAUACAUGAACUAACCUAUUUUUAAUGCGUCUUUCCUCGCGUGUCCGUCGUAUAACUUCAUUAAUAAUCGCCCAGUAUUUUAUUUCAUAAAUAUUAGUUUUAAACUUCUUUCAAAAUACAGAAAAUCAGUGUGCUGAUCGUUCCAGAAAGUAGCCGUUUCCACCUGAGACCAUGAAAUUCAGAUAAGAAAAAGGGAAUAAUGCAGAUUUUACAGUUUGUCUUCCAUUCAUAUCGGUUAUGCAAAUCAACAAAUAAAGAAGUUGAACCAUA